AUGCUUUUUCAACGUCUUCUGUUGCUCGCAGCCACAGCUGUCAGCGCUCAGCCGUCCGAUCGCCCUCGCCUUAAUUUCAAUUUCCCAUCCAAUUCAACACCUCAACGCUUCACCAUCAAGGUUGAUGAAUCCUUCGUGAACAACACCAUCCAAAAAGUUCGCAGCUAUCGCCCAACCUACGGCCUGUCUUCCACCUGGGAUAUCGAAGGGCCUCCCGCUGGAAAUCUGACCGAUGUCGCGGAAUAUUGGGUCAAUCAAUACGACUGGAACUACGUUCAGAAAAAACUAAACGACGACUUCGAUCACUAUGCAACGACUGUUUCGGGAGGCGAGAAGUACCCAUAUCCUGUACCGCUGCACUUUAUCCAUCAUGUUUCAACCAUUACAAACGCCACACCUCUGCUACUGCUUCACGGAUGGCCAUCAACAAAUCUUGAGUGGUCCAAAGUCAUCAAGCCUCUAUCAGAGAAUUCCGAACAGCCAUUUCACAUCGUAGCACCGGAUUUACCUGGAUUCGGAUUUAGCCCAGAGCCACAACACCAUGGGCUGGGUUUGCGAGAAAUGGGAUCGGCCUUUGACGCCCUGAUGCACCAACUCGGAUGGGUCACCGGAAGGUGGAUGACCAUCGACGUUCGCGAUAGUAUUCUUGGCCACAUGUGCGACUUCUUCCUUGCCGAAACAACGACUGAGGACCAGGCUCGACUGGCGCAGAAUAAGACAACCGAGGAGGAGACACUAUACAUGGCCUCUGUCGACAAAUGGUUCAGCUCGCAUUGGGCAUAUUUUGUCGUUCAUAGCCAGAAGCCCCUGACGAUAUCUCAAGCUCUAGCUGAUAGCCCUGUUGGUCUGCUUGGCUGGUUCUGGGAUGUCAACUAUGCCACUUCCAAUGGCUACCCAUACACCAAAGAAGAGCUCAUCACAGAUGCAAUGAUGAUGAUUAUACCGGGACCAUACGCGGGGAUUCAAGCUUACUUGGGUUUUCAGUCGCAAUUUCCCCACACAGAUGUGCCCACCGGGGUCUCUCAGUGGAGCAUGGGCGAUGGCCCGUUCCCUGACGUUGGAAACUUUGGCUUCGCGCCAAGAAGUUGGAUUGAAAGGUCCGUUAACUUGGUGUAUUUCCAGCGACAUCAAAAUGGCGGACACUUUCCAGCUGUCAGCCAGCCCGAUCUGUGGAUGAGUGACGCGCGGAGCUUCUUUUCCGCCCUACGCAACUCGUCUUCUGUGAAGAAGGAUGAGCUGUAG
Colletotrichum phormii is the source of this 1242-nucleotide messenger RNA. RefSeq names its product Alpha/Beta hydrolase protein. The coding region runs from base 1 to 1242 and encodes 413 amino acids. Gene Ontology annotation, molecular function: epoxide hydrolase activity. Lineage: Eukaryota; Fungi; Ascomycota; Sordariomycetes; Glomerellales; Glomerellaceae. The transcript has 4 exons. Gene Ontology annotation, biological process: epoxide metabolic process. The record is from RefSeq and is a predicted model, not a curated record.